Messenger RNA from Daucus carota subsp. sativus, 339 nucleotides. RefSeq lists its product as uncharacterized. The coding region runs from base 1 to 339 and encodes 112 amino acids. The record is from RefSeq and is a predicted model, not a curated record. The transcript has a single exon. Lineage: Eukaryota; Viridiplantae; Streptophyta; Magnoliopsida; Apiales; Apiaceae.
AUGUCUACCGGAGCUUCUUCAGAUGGACUUUUCCGCGGGAUCUACGACGGCUGUAUCUCCGGUCACGACAUGGACAUCAGCAACCGUCCGUACCACCGCAACUGCGGCUGCGCGUUGCACAAGAUGCGCCGCAACUGCACGCACGCGCUGCCGAAGAGUAAGGUGUCGUAUCCGAUAAGGAGAGCUGGGAGCGAGAAUUCACUGGCGCUGAUGGUCUCCGGUCAGUCUUCUCCGGCGACGCCUCCGGCGAAUGGAGAGAUCGGGAGGACUAAUUCCAGUUCGAGCUUGCUUUCGUUUUACGAAGACUCUGCUGAUCCGUACAAUAAGCCGGGGAAUUAA